GGGGUCAUUUUAGUCCAGCUCUCAGCCGUGUCAAAGUCAGGUCAUUGUCUUUACCUGAGUGGAACCGAACCAGCACCAGAACCAGCAUGGCGGCCCGCCUUCUUCUCCGCACCUGCCCGCUGAGAGUCCUCCAGCUGAGGGGAGGCACCGCGGCGAGGCCGCUGCAGCGAGCCAUGGCCUCUGCUGGGGGAAUCCCAACAGAUGAGGAGCAGGCGACUGGACUGGAGCGACGCACCCUGCAGGCCCUCAAACAAGGAAAGGAUCCCUACAGCAUCCUGAAGCCCAAACAGUACACCGGCACCAAGGCAGACCCUCACAUCGUCCCCAGUAUUGGAAACAAGAGGCUGGUCGGCUGUCUCUGUGAGGAAGACAACACUGCUAUUGUGUGGUUCUGGCUCCAUGAGGGAGAACCCCAGCGGUGUCCUGAAUGUGGGUCCCACUACAAGCUGGUCCAUCAUGAACUGCCCCAUUAGGACUGCUGCCUGCCACAACGUCAACACUGGACAGCCACGUCGGUGGAAUGCCACUUAACAUGUACAGUUUAUCAUUAAAAUUAAAACGUGUAAGAAAAA
Messenger RNA from Xiphophorus couchianus (Monterrey platyfish), 572 nucleotides. It is a transcript of the gene cox5b2, whose product is annotated as cytochrome c oxidase subunit 5B2. The transcript has 4 exons. Bases 87 to 473 code for a protein of 128 amino acids. Gene Ontology annotation, cellular component: respiratory chain complex IV; mitochondrial envelope. NCBI's taxonomy places the organism in Eukaryota, Metazoa, Chordata, Actinopteri, Cyprinodontiformes, Poeciliidae. Gene Ontology annotation, biological process: mitochondrial electron transport, cytochrome c to oxygen. The record is from RefSeq and is a predicted model, not a curated record.